AUGGCGGAGGGACCACAGUCGAUAUGGCAGAAGAUCGACAACGCAGUCAUCCCCAUGGUGAACCUGGAGGUGCGGGAGGUACGGGAGAUACUGUGGGAGAAGAUCAAGGAGCCGACCUCGCAGAGGAAGAUCAUCCUGGUCAUCGUGUCCAUAGCGCUGUUACUGGACAACAUGCUGUACAUGGUGAUCGUCCCUAUCAUCCCCGACUACCUGAGGUACAUAGGCGCUUGGGGCGAGGCAGGGUACGACCAUGUAGUCACUCUGGCGCCCUACAAGGAAGGCAAUAAGACCAUCACCCCGACGAAAAUCAUCCCAGCAUCGCAUGAGGGACAGGAUUCAGCGACGGGCGUACUGUUCGCUUCGAAGGCUAUUGUACAACUCAUGAUUAACCCAUUCUCUGGUGCCUUAAUCGACCGCAUUGGGUAUGAUGUACCCAUGAUGAUCGGACUUAUCAUUAUGUUCCUCUCCACCUCGAUUUUCGCCUGCGGCCGGAGCUACAGCAUGCUGUUCUUUGCGAGAAGCUUACAAGGCGUCGGCUCUGCCUUCGCUGAUACAUCGGGACUUGCAAUGAUAGCGGAUAGAUUUACUGAAGAAAAUGAGAGAUCCAAAGCUCUUGGGAUUGCCCUGGCCUUCAUCAGCUUUGGUUGCUUAGUUGCUCCCCCAUUCGGAGGUGCUUUGUACCAAUUCGCAGGAAAAGAGGUUCCAUUUUUGAUCCUGGCUUUGAUAUCACUAAUGGAUGGAUUCAUGCUACUUUUGGUAAUGAAACCUUUAAAAACCCAGAUCAAGGAAGCUAGAGAGCCGAAACCCGUGAGUACUCCCAUCUGGAAGCUCCUGAUGGAUCCUUAUAUCGCAGUCUGCGCAGGCGCUCUGAUGAUGUCUAACGUAGCGCUGGCGUUCCUUGAGCCGACCAUAUCUCUCUGGAUGGAGGACAAUCUGACCAAAGAUAACUGGAAGAUCGGAAUGAUUUGGCUGCCGGCAUUCUUUCCCCACGUACUCGGUGUGAUCAUUACUGUCAAAAUGGCAAAGAAGUAUCCUCAGGCGCAGUGGUUGAUGGCAGCCGGUGGCCUCGCCUUGGAAGGCCUGUGUUGCUUUAUAAUACCAUUCGCCAAUUCUUACAAAAUGCUGAUGAUACCUAUCUGUGGCAUAUGCUUCGGUAUCGCCCUUAUUGACACAGCGUUGCUGCCUACCCUCGGCUACCUCGUGGACGUGCGGUAUUCAUCUGUAUACGGGAGCAUCUACGCCAUCGCCGAUAUAUCGUACUCUUUUGCGUACGCUGUGGGGCCCAUCAUUGCUGGUGAAGUAGUGGAAGCUAUCGGGUUCACUGCUUUGAACCUGUUCAUUGCCUUCAGCAACCUCUUGUACGCUCCAGUGCUCAUGUACCUCCGGCACAUCUACGACUUCAAACCAUUUGAGAAUGAGGCGAACAUCCUCAUGGCUGACCCGCCAGAUAAGGAGUAUCAAACCUACAGUUUGCAAGACCAGCGACCAGUAAAUGGAGAGUACAAAAACCACCUGGAAUACUCCAACGUGUCAGGGCAAGUGGCUGGGACAGAGGAGUCAAACGUAGACUCGGGCGCCGGGUAUAGCUAUGACCAGUCGUACCAAGGUGGGUAUCAGAACUACAGUCAGGGGUACGAGCAGCAGCAGCAGCAGCCGCAGCAGGGCUACCAGCAGGAGUACCAGGAGCAGUACAGUCAGCAGCGGCAGUUGCCGGCGCAGCCGCAGCCGCCUGCCAGCAACCCGUUCCGGGCGGGCACCGCGGCGGCCGCGCCUGCCUCCGCCCCGGCGCCUGCGCCACAGCCCACCAUCAAAAACCCCUUCAGGCAAGGCUUCUAA
Messenger RNA from Spodoptera exigua (beet armyworm), 1836 nucleotides. The record is from the annotation of a GenBank genome assembly. Lineage: Eukaryota; Metazoa; Arthropoda; Insecta; Lepidoptera; Noctuidae.